AUGGUAGAUAUGAUCAUCGCGUAUACUGGAAAGGCCCUGCAAAUAAAGGAAAUGGAUGUAAACAAGAGAGGGGCUUUUAAGCAUACUGUUGAAAUGCAGUCAACCGAGUUUGACCAUCUCAAAAUCCUUGUAUUUGCUUACAAGGAUGUUGAUGUUUCAUGUCUUGAUGAAAAUGACUUGACCUUAGUAGGAAUAGUUGGCUUGAAAAACACAUGCUGCACAAAGACAAUAGAUGCAAUUAGUGCUUGUCAAAAAGCUGGAGUAAAAAUCAUACUUGCUUCAGAAGAUGAUGUUUCAGUUCUGGAAAACAUGGCUCACAAGUGUGGAUUAAUAAUGCUUCCCAUCUCAGACAAACUGGUGCUUGAAGGUAAAGAUAUUCGAAAUCUUACUGAAAAAAAGAGAAUGGAUUUAGUGGAUAAAAUCAGUGUAAUGGGAAACUCUCAUCCGUCUGAUAGGCUCCUCCUUGUUCAGUGUUUGAAUAAGAAAGGAAAUGUGGUAGCAGUGGUUGGAAACAGAACAACUGCAAGUGCUAUGCUAAAAGAAGCUGAUGUUGGGGUGGCAAUGGGGAUUUCGAGCAGUGAAAUGGCAAGAGAGAGUUCCGACAUCAUUGUUCGAAAUGGAAAUUUCAGUUUAUUACCGAGCCUUAUUAGUCACGGAAGAUGUACUUACAACAACAUUCUUAAGUACAUCCAACUUGAGCUCACAAUGAUCGUAUCAGGGACAUUGAUUUCCUUCAUCACCAUCGUGUCUUUGGUAGAUGUUCCAAUUGCGGCGAUUCAAUUGAUCUUGGCAAACUUCAUUGUGAACCUUGUAGGUGGAUUUGCUUUACUGUCAGAACCACCCACAGAUGAACUGAUGAACAAUCCUCCAAUAAGCCCAACUGAAACCUUCUCCCAAAAUCCAUGUAUUCAACCUAUUGAAGUCAAGGUAGCCAGAGAAGAAAAACGUGUUCAAAGGGCUUCACCGAAAUCCAUGCUUUUCUGUGGUUGUGCUGAUCAUCCUAACCCUACAGUGCCAAUCGAUACAACUGUGAAAUUGACAACAAGCUUUAUCAAGUUUCAUACACUUUUCCCUCAGACUGGAUCUACAAGCUUUUCAUCCUCUAUUCUUGCAGAUUCAGAAUCAUCAGUUUCUAGUAUUCUAGAGCUAUCACAGCAGGGGAAAACUCCGAAUCAACUUUAG
Messenger RNA from Ziziphus jujuba (common jujube), 1182 nucleotides. RefSeq names its product calcium-transporting ATPase 12, plasma membrane-type. Gene Ontology annotation, molecular function: nucleotide binding; P-type calcium transporter activity. The record is from RefSeq and is a predicted model, not a curated record. Gene Ontology annotation, cellular component: intracellular membrane-bounded organelle. The transcript has 3 exons. NCBI's taxonomy places the organism in Eukaryota, Viridiplantae, Streptophyta, Magnoliopsida, Rosales, Rhamnaceae. Bases 1 to 1182 code for a protein of 393 amino acids.